CUAACUACCACAUACCAGUCCCCUGCUCCCACUCGCUGCUUACCGAUAACUCCUUUUCUGCGAGUCUUCCAGGACAGCCCCUUGAGACUUAGAGCUCCUCCCUCUGGUCUUUGACCAGACAGGCUUUGUGUAAGCUCAGCUUUGUUUAACCCAUACUGCAGACAUGGUCAGACUUGUUGCACCCAGCCUCAGUCAGCUUGCAACGUCAUUCCUCUGCUCAAGGCACUCUUCCUGCAUCCCCGACAGCACCCCCAGUGACGGCCCAGUAUACUCUGCUAACUACCACAUACCAGUCCCCUGCUCCCACUCACUGCACCUAUCCUUUCUUUGGCCCUGUGGAGAGGUCCUCUCCUGGUGCCUCGGCACCGGCACUUCAGCCUGAUGUCUCUACCCAGCCUGAUGUCUGUACCCAGCCUGAUGAACUGAUCCAGCCUGAUGAUCCUAUCACGCCUGAUGACCCAGUGCCCGCUGUCAUACCUGGCGACCCGAUGCCCGCUGUCGGCCAGACGAUCCAAUGCCUGAUGACCCAGUGCCCGCUGUCAUGCCUGGUGACCCGAUGCCCACUGUCGAGCCAGAGGAUCCGGUACCUGAUGACCCGGUGCCCGCUGUCAUACCUGGUGACCCGAUGCCCGCUGUCGAGCCAGACGAUCCAAUGCCUGAUGACCCAGUGCCCGCUGUCAUGCCUGGUGACCCGAUGCCCGCUGUCGAGCCAGACGAUCAAGCGCCAGAUGACCCGGUGCCUGCUGUCGAGCCAGACGAUCCGGUACCUGAUGACCCGGUGCCCGCUGUCGUGCCAAUUGACUCAGAGCCCA
Staurois parvus is the source of this 812-nucleotide messenger RNA. The record is from the annotation of a GenBank genome assembly. NCBI's taxonomy places the organism in Eukaryota, Metazoa, Chordata, Amphibia, Anura, Ranidae.